Messenger RNA from Hevea brasiliensis (rubber tree), 543 nucleotides. RefSeq names its product serine/threonine-protein kinase rio1-like. NCBI's taxonomy places the organism in Eukaryota, Viridiplantae, Streptophyta, Magnoliopsida, Malpighiales, Euphorbiaceae. The transcript has 3 exons. The record is from RefSeq and is a predicted model, not a curated record. Bases 1 to 543 code for a protein of 180 amino acids.
AUGAUUCUAUUGAUAGUUACUUGGAAGAGGUUUGCAACCUUGCUUGUUCAACAAAAAAUUUUAUCAUGGGAUGUCACAGCAGAGGAUGAAAUUGCAGACUCUGUAUUUGUGCAGUCAUAUAUUCCAAAGGCACUAGAUCAUGUCAAGAAUGCUGAGGAGGAUGUGAUACGGAUAACAAGCGGCAAGGAUACGAAAGAUAUGUACUAUCACACCAUUACAGGACUAAAGGAGGCUCUUUCCAAAGUUCAAUCUUCUGCAAUCCAAAACGAUCAAAAGGAGUCUUCCGUAAAUGAGGAUGGCCAUUCUAAUGCUCCUGAGAGUGGAUCUGAUUCUGAGACAGAUGAUGAAGAGAACUCGAGUGAGUCAGAUGAGAGUGGUUCCUUGUCAGAAGUUGAGAAAAAGGAUCCUCUUGAUAAAAAAACUGCCAGAAAAGAGAACAAAAAGAAAGUUAAAGAAGAGAAGAGAGAAGCUCGGAAAACUAAAAUUCCGAAGGCUGUAAAGAAAAGAACGAAGAAAUUGGCCAAAGCCAAGAAGACUAGAUGA